Molecule: messenger RNA, 2679 nt
Organism: Larimichthys crocea (large yellow croaker)
Lineage: Eukaryota; Metazoa; Chordata; Actinopteri; Sciaenidae
Gene: trim32
Product: tripartite motif containing 32
Exons: 2
Coding region: 152-2203 (683 amino acids)
Molecular function (GO): protein binding; zinc ion binding
Source: RefSeq, a predicted model, not a curated record
CCCCGGCUCUGCGUGCGUGCGUGCGUGCGUGCGUGACGUCGUCAACACUGCAGUCUCUCAGUAGCAGCUGCAGUAGCAGAAACACAGCACGCCCAUCACAACCUCUGUACUUCCAAACCAGCUAAUACUGAAGAAAAAGGAAAGGACCACAAUGGCGGCAGCAUUGUCCCCGCUGGACCCAGAUCUCAUGAGGGAGGUUCUUGAAUGCCCUAUCUGCUUGGAGACCUACAAUCAGGAACAAAUGAGACCCAAACUCCUCCAGUGUGGUCACACGGUGUGCCGGCAGUGUCUAGAGAAGCUGUUGGCUAAUACUAUCAAUGGCGUGCGCUGCCCCUUCUGUAGCAAGGUCUCUCGCAUGAGCAGCAUCUCCCAGUUGGCCGAUAAUCUCACCGUGCUCAAGAUCCUAGAUUGCACUACGUCCUGCAGUGCUGCUGCUGCCGCCCUAAUGUGCAAGUCAUGCUGCAACCGCCUACCACGACAGUACUGCCAUGAUUGUGCCACGGUCCUGUGUGAGCUCUGUAAAGGAGAGGGCCACCUGCAUCAAGGCCAUUCGGUCCAGCCGAUUAGGGUGGCUGCCGAACAGCGUCGUAAGGAACUGGGUGGCAAGCUGACUGCUCUGCGCGAUGUUAUGGGUGAAAUUCAAAAGAAAAAAACAGCUAUUGAAAAUAUAAACAAGUCCUUAAGGCAAAAAUACCAGGCAGUGCAGCAGGACUAUACUACAGCCGAGCUACGUCUUCAAGAAGAGCUCAGAAGAUCUCGAAGGACAUUCACGGCUUCCAUGGCAGAAGUGGAAAAGCUAAACGGACAGGUACUGGAGGAGCAGACAUAUCUCCUUAACAUUGCAGAGGUAAAAGUGGUGUCACGCUGUGAUUACCUGACAAUGCUUGUGAGGCAGAGCGAUAUCGCUUUGCUAAAGGAUGAUGGUGAAAGCAGUGAUGAUGAAGAACUGGAUCUGAGGAGCAGCUUACCCACCAUGUUUCAGCUGCAAGAGCCAGAACUGGUUAGAGCAGAGCACACUAAACCUGUAGAAGUGGGCCAUGUGACCACAAAUACUUAUACAGUCAAUACAGAUGAUGAGGAUUUGGAGAUUGGAUUUGAGGGUGAACUAGAGAGUAUAGCUGGGGUAGCAGGGGCUACAGGUGGUGCAACUGGGGCUCCGGUGGAUCUUUACAGAGACAUUGACAUGGUAACGGCUGUAGAGGAGGCUGUAUGUGGUUCACCGGGCAGCUUUAAGUCAAAGUCCUUGGAUGCAGGUGGGGGAUCACCAGGAGGAGCUGGUGCAAGUGCAGGGCCGCCAGUCUGCCAGUUUGUGAAGAAGAUGGGCUGCAAGGGAACUCUAUCUGGCAUGUUCAAUUUACCAGUCAGCAUCUGUGUAACACAACAGGGUGAGGUGCUGGUGGCUGACCGUGGGAACUACCGAAUUCAGAUCUUUAAUCGCAAAGGUUUCCAGCGCGAAAUCCGCCGCAAUGCCAGUAGCAUCGAUAACUUUGUCCUGAGCUUCCUUGGGGCUGACCUGCCUAAUCUCAUUCCCUUAUCCAUCGCUGUCACUCCUCAAGGCCUGAUUGGGGUAACUGACAACUAUGAUAACUCGGUUAAAGUCUACACUAUGGAUGGACACUGUGUGGCUUGCCAUAAGAACCAACUCAUUAAACCCUGGGGCAUUACUGCCAUGCCAUCAGGUCAGUUUGUGGUGUCAGACGUGGAAGGUGGUAAGCUGUGGUGUAUAGCAGUGGAUCGCAAUGUAGGUGUGGUCAGCUACAACCGAUUGUGCUCUGCUGUUCGGCCAAAGUUUGUGACCUGUGAUGCAGCUGGAACAGUCUACUUCACCCAGGGCCUGGCCCUGAACUUUGAGAAACGCCACAAUGAGCCCCACCUGGAGGGUGGCUUCUCUAUUGGCUCAGUUGAUACCGAUGGCCAGCUAGGCAAGCAGCUUAGCCAUUUCUUCUCAGAGACAGAGGACUUCCGCUGUAUCACUGGCAUGUGUGUAGAUGCCAAUGGGGAUUUGCUGGUAACAGACAGUGGCAGAAAAGAAAUCCUCCAGUUUCCCAAAGAAGGCGGAUUUAAAAUUCUCAUCCAGGAAGGGCUGACCUGCCCUGUGGGAGUGGCCACCACACAGAAAGGACAACUGCUAGUGCUGGAUUGUUGGGACCACUGUGUCAAAGUCUACACAUACAUCCAGAGGAGGCACUCCUCUACUUCCUAGAGGAACAAUCCAGUCCACAUGAGCACUGAGAGGUUUAUUAGGAAUGUGUUGGUGUGUAUGGAAGUUUAAAAAAGGUAGAAACACACUGUUUAUCCGUCACUUUAGUUUGGCCGCAGUCCAAACAAUUCUCACUCCAGCUUUCAUUGGGUUAUUAAAUAAAUGUUCUAGUUAGUUUGAUUCUGUUUAAAGCCUAUUGGAUUUUAUUUUAAUACAAAUUAAAAAUCAGCUACUUAAGCUGCUUUUCACUUAAUGGAUCAUAUCUCUAAAAACGGACAGUGCAGCAUUUUUAUAUCAAAGAAUACUGGCACAAGUUGUCACAUUAAAAUAAGCGAAAGAAGCCAUUGACGUCAAAACUAAUGCAGGCACAAAGCACAGAUGCUUUUCUGUUAUUGACGGCGUUGUCCACCAUUCAGUCAGACUGUGUGUGAUGCAUGGCUUUCACUGAUUUGGCUCAGCUUUGCAGAAGAAAAAAAAAA